CCCCUCCGUGGUUGCCUAGCAGCGGGACGCUGUAGACGGCGGAGCGGUUGGUGAAGGCACCAUGGCGCCCAAGAAGAAGAAGGGAAAAGGGAGCGCGACCGGGAAGAAAAAGAAGGAGAAGAAGGCGGAGGAGAGGAGCAGAGUGGAGCCCGUCACCGAGGAGAGCAAGGAGUUCUACCAACUCCAGAUCCGGGACCUGGAGGGCCGCCUGGAGAGGUAUCAGAACAAAUGGGAUGAAAUUUGUGCAAAGGAUAGCCAAUUCCAGGCACAGUUCGAUCAACUCUCCAGUGACAAGAAGGAGAUUGUGUCUUUCCUCAAGACAACCCUCAACCAGCGUAUGGAUGAAAUUGCUGACCUCAACGAUCAGCUGACUGGACUACAAGAGGCCAAAGAUGCCGAGAAAGAAGCUUACGAGGCCCAGCUGGGUCAGGUACGGAGUGAGUCCCAGGAGAAAACGGACCGUCUUACUUCAGAGAACAUGCUUCUGGCCGGUAAAUUGGCUUCCUUGGAAGAGUUCAGGGUGCAGAAAGAGGAGCUGAUGGCCAAAUUUGCUGCAUUGGAAGAAAAGUUAAGAUCUCAGGACGAAGAACGUAAACAGAUGAUGUACGAUCUGGAGAAGAAGGCAGUGCUGGAUAAGGACAGGUUAAAGAAGGAAAUGGUCCAGCGGGUGAAUACUGUGGCAGCGGAAUUCCGCCGGGUGUCCAACAACCAGAUGGCGGAGACUACAAAGCGAGCGAUCCGCGAGAAUGUGGCUAUUGGUUCCCAGCUGGCCAAGAUGUCAGAUAAGAGCAUGGAGCUGAUCAAUGAGAACGACCUUCUGAAAGAGCGAGAAUCGGAACUCCACAAACAGCUGGUGAUGCUGGAGGAGAAUGAGAAGGAGCUGGUGAAGAAAAGUCUCAGCAACCAAAAGGUCAUCCGCAUGUUAACUGAAAAGUGCCAACAACAGCAGGUGAUGUUGGACAUAGCCAAUCAGAAGGAACAUGAGCUACUUGAGCUGCACGAAGUCCAUCAGAGCCUGCAGGAGGAGGCAGAAACCCUCAGACAGAGAAUGUUCCACCUGGAAGAAGAGGUGCAGAGACUGAUUGCAGAGAAGGACAAUGUGAUUGGUGAGCUGGAAGAGGAAAAGAAAACAAGACAAACGGUAGAGAGGGUCCUGAGGGAGGCUGCCUCAUCCCUGAAGGAUGUGCUUAUGGAGACAUCCAAAAUUGAGGGGGAUGACCCAGAAUCGACAUUAUUAGUAACACAAAACCAACUUUUGGAGAAACUCUGGGUGAUACUCAACAGUGCUGCCACAUUAGGGCUUGGUCCAGCCUUAGAUGACUUCCAGAGCAGAGAUAACCAAUCUACGGACCUUCACAUUACACCUAAAGCCAACAGGCAUCUUGUGUCCCCCACUUUGAAAGGCCCAGGCGUCAGUCCUCAUUACCGGAUAGGAGAUCUGGGACUAGUACCGAGACAAGACACCACUGGCGGGGUGAUCAGCAGAAUUGGAAUGCUUUCUAGAACCACAAGACUUGGGCCUAUACAAGCCUAUCCAGGCAUUGGAAGGGACCGGCUAUCAAUAAGUCAAGAGGACAGACUACCCAAGCAAAGUGCCUUACCAGGAAUAUCGUCCACAUCUGGCAGCAAGCCGAUUCUGAUAUAAUUUUGAUAGACGUACAAUAAAUAAGCUCGUUGGGAAUUAAAGAUACAGUGACGGAU
This is a messenger RNA of Rana temporaria (common frog), 1701 nucleotides long. It is a transcript of the gene CFAP157, whose product is annotated as cilia and flagella associated protein 157. Gene Ontology annotation, molecular function: microtubule binding. The record is from RefSeq and is a predicted model, not a curated record. The coding region runs from base 62 to 1645 and encodes 527 amino acids. Gene Ontology annotation, cellular component: cilium; ciliary basal body. The transcript has 9 exons. NCBI's taxonomy places the organism in Eukaryota, Metazoa, Chordata, Amphibia, Anura, Ranidae. Gene Ontology annotation, biological process: sperm axoneme assembly.